UAAAGUUAGAUAAAACAGUUUAUGUUAUUAAAUCUAGUUUCUAGACAAUUGUAUUCAAGAUAGAUAUAAUGAGGAAGAAUAUGUUUUGCUUAUAGCAAGAAAAUGUGCAAUAUUUGAAUCAUAGGAAAACUAAUACCUCAGUGCUCAACAUAUUGAGGUAAUCCAAUACAAUUAUCUGUACUCCCAAAGUUCCAUUUUAAUAAGAAAUAUUCGGUUAAAUAUUCAAAGAAAAAUCACAAAAUAUGGAUACAACGGAAGUUAUGAAUUCAGCUAACAAAUUAUUCAAUGCUGGCCGAUUUACUGAAUGUUGUAUUCAUCUUCAACAGGCAGUGGACUAUUGGUAUUUGAAUGUAAAUUUGAAAAACAUCAAACUCGAAGAUGAAAUUACAUUUUUAAUAUUAAAGAAUAAUUUGCUCUUAUGUAAUUGCUUAAGAAUUUUACCCACAAUUAGUGAGGACUAUGUAAGCAAAAUGACAGAACUCAUUAACUUUUCUAAACUUCAUUUAUUUGAACAACACAUACCUAUAUACCUACGAAUUAAUUUUAUGUAUAACACAUUGUACUGGUAUUGGCUUAAACCAGCUGAAAUUAUUGAUUAUUGUUAUAGUGAAGUUAUUACAUUGGUUAAUGAUUGUUUACUUCAAGUGUUACAAGAACUUGAUAAAAACAUCAUCAAUUUAAGCUCUCAUGUUGGUGAAGAGGAAAAUAUUUUAAAGAGCCUAGAACAUUUAUCCAAUAUGUUCCUUUGUUUGGAACCAAUAUUGGUCAUCCAAUGUUUGGAAGUUUCACAAAUUUUGAUGCAAGUCUUUCUGUGUCGGCAAACAUAUGUAACACUUUUUAUGGAUUUUAUUUCUGAAAUUUUAGAUAAAGUAAAUACUAUUAUCACGACAUUAAAACAUAAAAAAUCCAAUAUAGUUUUUAAUUGUUUUAAAUUUGGUCUAUCGCCAAUCAAUUCGUUUCUUAGUAUUGAUCAUAUUAACACAGUUAUUAUCACCGCACAUGUGUCUCUGUGUAUUGGAUAUACAUUGGAACGCCAACAUAAACAAGCAUUAAGCGUACUAAGUACUGUCGAUCAAUAUACAGACAUAAAAGAUCAAAUAUUCUGCUUGCAAUGCUAUUUACAGGCUUUUGCAAAUUUUAAUUUGGAAAAAUAUGAAGAUUCAUUUUAUUAUUUAGCACAAAUGACUAAUUGUUCAAUGGAUGAAUUUAUCAGAUCUAGGUAUUAUAUAUUACUUGGCAGAAAUUACUCCAAAUCAGAAAAGAGUGAUAUGGCUAUUAGUACUUUUGAAAAGUUGAAAGAUUCAAAGUAUAAUAGAGCAAUGGCUUUUUAUAUGUCGCAGCAUUAUGAAUACAACAGUGUGAAGUUAACUCAAAUUCUAGUACUAGAUCAAAUCAUUCAGGGAGAAUUAGAUGCGGAAGAUAAUAGUAAUACUCAUGCUAUUAGCUACUCAACCAGAGUUCUGUUAACUAUCCAUCCUCAGCCUGAUUUAACUAGAAGACAACUCCUAUACUUAGCAGCCAAGAAGAAAUAUAACCUUAGUAAAUAUAAAUUAGCAAUAUUAGAUUUUGAAAAUCUAAUUAAAUUAGAUGCUGCUAAUGAUGCAUACCAAUCUGAACUUGUACCAAUGCCUUCAAAUUUCAUGCUUAGAUGUGAGGCAGCUGUAGCUUUUUUAAAAGCUCAUGAAAUGAGCAAAGCAUUCACAUUAUGUCAUAGUUUAAUUGAAGAAUAUGACUGCGGUUUUGGUAUGUGGAAGAGCGAUUCAUUUUGGGCAAAUGAACUGAAUAGCUAUGAUUUCAAUGUAGUAGGCGCUCUGUUAUUAGCCGAGACAGGAAUUUUUCAAGAAUCUGAUACCAUUUUGAACGCUUUAAAUAAAUCGUUCAAUUGUUUGUAUACCAAAAUUGAUAGCGGAUAUUCAAGUAUAAGUAAUGAAGACGAAGAAAAUGUAAAAACAUUUCGUCGAGUUCUUAUGGGCAAGGUAUUGCUACUUAAAGCAACAGUUUUGAGUAGACUUGUAGAUCGCGAAGAUGAAUGUGAAGCUACUUAUAAUAAAGCACUUAAAUACAAUCCAGGGGAUGAAGAUAUAAUUUAUUUAUUCUCUAAGUGGUUGGAACAUAAAGGAAGAACUACACAGUCUAUAAGUGUGCGGGACUGUUUCGAUAAAAACAUUAGUAACACAAUAGUUUGCGAUAACCUUGUUUUGGAUCAUGUGCUAAAAUGUAGUGCUGGUCAUGAGAAUACAAACCUUGGAAUUUGUGAUCGCAUCGAUGAUUUGUUCGCUGACACUGAUGAAAAAAUUACUGAUAUAAAUACAGAAAUGAAUCCUGUCGAUGAUGAUAUUUUUAAUGAUUUGUUUGUAGACUAAAAUCAAUAUAAUAAAAAAAAUCUAUAUAAUAUGUAUAA
Molecule: messenger RNA, 2401 nt
Organism: Adelges cooleyi (spruce gall adelgid)
Lineage: Eukaryota; Metazoa; Arthropoda; Insecta; Hemiptera; Adelgidae
Exons: 9
Coding region: 243-2363 (706 amino acids)
Molecular function (GO): protein binding
Source: RefSeq, a predicted model, not a curated record